CUCCCAGACGGUGGGAGCUUUUUACUCGACCGCUAAUUGCAGGCUUAAGUGAGUGUGAAUUUAUGAAGCAGUCAAGUCGCAAAGUCAGCAAUUCAGAAAAUCUGAAAAUCCGACAGGGAACUGGAGCUACUACUAUACCAGGGCUAUUCCUGAUCUGGGACCUUGUCGACUCUAGGCUGCCACACUUUCGAAGCGAAAAGCAAACUGGUUCAUCUUGGGCCUGGCCUCACACUAUAUUAACAAUCGAGCUACAAAUUAUUACCUUUAAUCAGCGGGGCCGACUACCGUGCCACGCACCAACGCCAGGCCAAAUCACCAAGUUAGCCUCCGUGAUCUCUGUUUAUGUCCAGUCAAUCCAUUCCGGCGGCGAUCUCAUCUCGGGGAUCUUGACAGUUGCAAAUUUGGCUGGUCAACACUAAAACCACUUCUCUUCUCAGCUGCACUAUGCUAAAAUCCGCAGUCGAUGGAUGUGAAUUUUUUAUGAUGUGUCAAAUUAGCCAUAAAACACACAUGCACAGAAGAGCAAAUAUUGAUUGUAAGUUUAGUAGUAAAAGAAACGUUAUAGCAUACUUAGAACCCUAUUAAAUCUAUUUAAUAAAACUACUCAAAAAAUAAGA
This is a messenger RNA of Drosophila suzukii, 617 nucleotides long. Lineage: Eukaryota; Metazoa; Arthropoda; Insecta; Diptera; Drosophilidae. The record is from RefSeq and is a predicted model, not a curated record.